Messenger RNA from Cyprinodon tularosa, 2187 nucleotides. RefSeq lists its product as uncharacterized. The coding region runs from base 1 to 1491 and encodes 496 amino acids. Gene Ontology annotation, molecular function: transmembrane signaling receptor activity. The record is from RefSeq and is a predicted model, not a curated record. The transcript is spliced from 10 exons. Lineage: Eukaryota; Metazoa; Chordata; Actinopteri; Cyprinodontiformes; Cyprinodontidae. Gene Ontology annotation, biological process: cell surface receptor signaling pathway.
AUGCAUCUGAUUUAUUCUACUAUCUCAGAAAAACCAAGAGCCAAACUGACAGCAAAGGAAACAAUCAUACCAGCAGGGGGCAGUAUAACACUGACCUGCUCUGUGCCCAGCUCUGCUGGAUGGAAGUUUGACUGGUUCAGACCGUCAUGGCAUCAUGCAGCUCAGUCCAACAGAAAAAAUGAGGCAGAUGGAGUCCUCAGAGUCUCAGAGGGAGGUAUAUACAGCUGCAGAGGAGGAAGAGGAGAUCCAGUUUUCUACACUGAAAGCAGCAAUGAAGUCUAUGUAAGGAAAACUGGUGACCUUCUCCCUGUCCUCUCUGUGUCUCCAUCAUGGCUGAGUCCUGGAGCCUCAGUGACUCUGAGCUGUGAGGUUGAACCUCAGUCUGCAGGAUGGAGGUUCUUCUGGUAUAAAGCUGUUCCUGAUGUACCAUCCAGAUCCUACAGCUUUAAGCUGCUGCCUGACAUCACCAACAGAACUGAACUGAACUCCUCCAUCCUUCAUGGACAAAAUCACACAGCAGGAUAUGUGUGCGGAGCAGGAAGAGAAGAUCCAGCAGAUUUCACUGCUUACAGUGAAUUAAAGUUUGUCUGGUCUGCAGAUCCUCAUCCAGCAGCGUCUCUCUCAGUGAGUCCUGACAGAGUUCAACACUUCAACUCUGACUCUGUGUCUCUGAGCUGUGAGGGAAACUCUGCUGAAUGGAUAGUGAAGUGGAUUACAGAAGCAGGUUCACUGUUUGACUGCUCCCUCUGGGACAUCAUGAACAGAUCUACAUGUAGCAUCAGUUUACACUCGUAUCAUAGUGGAGUGUACUGGUGUGAGUCUGGAUCAGGACACUUCAGCAACACUGUAAACAUCACUGUACAGAAAGAUAUUAAUGGUAUUAUCCUGGUGAGCCCCGUCCAUCCUGUGACUGAGGGAGAUCCUGUUACUCUGAGCUGCAGAGAUAAAGAACAAAAACUUCUCUCCAAUGUGUUUUUCUAUCACAAUAACAAACUGAUCCACAAUGACGGCAGAGAGGAGCUGAACAUCUCUGCAGUGUCAAAGUCAGAUGAAGGUUUCUACAAGUGUGAACAUUCAGGAAAGAAGUCACCACAGAGCUGGAUGGCUGUUAGAGUUCCUCUCACCAGUCCUGUCAGCUCUUCACUUCCUGUGCUGCUGAUUGUUGGACCAGUUAUUGGACUCAUUCUCAUUAUUCUCCUGAUCUUGUGUUGCUGCAGAUGGUCUAAGGGUGAUGCUCAUAUCUAUGAUAUAAUCAGCUCUGCUGAAGCUGCUGGAAAUGCAGGAGAAGAACUCAGAGAUCAUACAUACUCUCUCAUUGAAAUAAAAUCCUCUAAGAAAGAGAGUAGACAUCAUAGGCCACCAGAGGAGGGCGCCGUUUACUCUGAAGGGAAAACAGGAGCUGCAGGAAAGUCAAGUCCAGCAGCAGAGGAUGCAGUAGUUUAUUCUGAGAUCAGAUCAGUACCAGCUCUGCAGGACAAUGCUGACAUGUAGGCCGGAGGCUCUGAUAUAUAUUUUUCCUCUAAUAUGCCAUCCAUCCAUCUUCUUUCGCUUAUCCGGGGUCGGGUCACGGGGGUAGCAGCUUCAGUAGGGAGACACAGACAUCCCUCUGCCCAUCCAUUUUGGUGAGCUCCUCUGGGGGAAUCCCAAGGCCCUCCCAGGCCAGCCGAGAAAAAUAGUCCCUCCAGCGUGUCCUGGGUCUCCCCCUGGGCCUUCUGCCGAUGGGACGUGCCUGGAACACCUUACCAGGGAGACAUCCAGGAUGCCUCCUAACCACAUGCCCGAGCCACCUCAACUGGCUCCUCUUGAUGUGGAGGAGCGGCGGCUCUACUCUGAGUCCCCCCCGGACGGUUUAACUCCUCACCCUCUCUCUAAGGGAGAGCCAGGACACACUACAAAGAAAACUAAUUUCAGCCACUUGUAUCCGGGAUCUCAUUCUUUCGGUCAUGACCCAAAGCUCAUGACCAUAGAUGAGGGUAGGAACGUAGAUCGACUGCUAAAUCAAGAGCUUUGCUUUUUGGCUCAGCUCUCUCUUCACCACAACAGACCGGUACAGGGGCCCCCUUCAAAGCAGAUGUCGCACCAAUCCGCCUGUCGAUCUCCCGCUCCAUCUUCCCCUCAUUCGUGAACAAGACCCCAAGAUACUUAAACUCCUCAACUAGGGGCUGUACAUCCUCCCCAACCCGGAGA